ACAUUAUUAAUACUUAUGUCUAAUAAGAAGAUUUUAUAUGUUGGUGGUUUAGAUCAAGAGGUUACGAAGGAAAUCUUACAUGCCGCUUUUAUCCCUUUUGGAGAAAUAUUUGACAUUAUUAUCCCUAUAGAUUAUGAAACAGGAAAGCAUCGGGGCUUUGCAUUUGUUGAAUUUUUUACUGUGGAAGACGCUUCCGCUGCUAUUGAUAACAUGAAUGAUUCUGAGCUACUGGGCCAUACUAUACGAGUUAACGUUGCGAAGCCGCAAAUCAUCAAAGAAGGUUCCAUGCGUCCCAUUUGGACAGAAGAAAGCUGGCUGAAAAGGUUUGGUAGAGGAACGGGAGAGGGCCAGGCUGCAAGCGAAGAAACUACUGACUCAGUAGCUCAAGAAGACCUAACCUCGGUCGAGAUGACUGGGAGUAAAGGCAAUCCGUUGGUUUACUUAGACAUUGCGAUUGCCUCGGUUCCUAUAGGAAGAAUCAAAAUAGAGCUGCGAAAAGACGUCGUACCGCGAACAGCAGAGAAUUUCCGGCAGCUGUGCACGCACGCUCGAGGGUUUGGCUACAGGGGAAGUAUCUUCCACCGCAUCAUCCCGCAAUUUAUGGUGCAAGGCGGUGAUUUUACACACGAGGACGGCACCGGCGGGAACUCAAUUUAUAACGGCCCCUUUGAGGACGAAAAUUUUCAGCUGAAACACACCGGAGCAGGGGUCCUUUCGAUGGCGAAUUCCGGCCCCAAUACUAACAAAUCGCAAUUUUUUAUCUGCACCGCAAAAACGGAGUGGCUCGAUGGAAAGCACGUGGUGUUUGGAAAGGUCGUCGAGGGUAAGUUGAAUAACCACCACAUGGGCCAGGAGGAGGUUUCCUAUUGGUUCUGCUUACAAGGGAUGGAGGUGGUUAAGAAAAUGGAGGAGGUUGGCAGCAAAACCGGAAGACCCAUGAAAAGAGUGACGAUAGUCGAUUGCGGGGAAAACAGCUGAGUAAAGGUUGAUGCUGUCUGGCGGACUCGCCAACAACAGGGCGGUGAUCAGUGCGCAUCUCUGCUCCUUAGGACAUAUUGAAGCAGAUCAUUCAUUGUUACCUUGGAAUUCUGUGGUUUACUUCUUGCGUGUGGUCAUCAGUUACGCAGCAGAAAUACUUUUUUUGCAGGAGUUUGUCAACUUUAGAAAGCUUUGUGCUCAACUUGACGUUCUUAGAAGUUUUUUAAAAAAGUCUUGUAAGUCAAACAAAAA
This is a messenger RNA of Zophobas morio, 1230 nucleotides long. RefSeq names its product peptidyl-prolyl cis-trans isomerase-like. Gene Ontology annotation, molecular function: peptidyl-prolyl cis-trans isomerase activity; RNA binding. Gene Ontology annotation, cellular component: intracellular membrane-bounded organelle. Gene Ontology annotation, biological process: protein peptidyl-prolyl isomerization; protein folding. NCBI's taxonomy places the organism in Eukaryota, Metazoa, Arthropoda, Insecta, Coleoptera, Tenebrionidae. Bases 16 to 978 code for a protein of 320 amino acids. The transcript has 11 exons. The record is from RefSeq and is a predicted model, not a curated record.